Spinacia oleracea (spinach) is the source of this 839-nucleotide messenger RNA. RefSeq lists its product as uncharacterized. The transcript has a single exon. NCBI's taxonomy places the organism in Eukaryota, Viridiplantae, Streptophyta, Magnoliopsida, Caryophyllales, Amaranthaceae. The coding region runs from base 231 to 554 and encodes 107 amino acids. The record is from RefSeq and is a predicted model, not a curated record.
GCACUAACCAACUAGGCAUAAUACCCACCACUUACCAUUAUCAUACCAUAAAGCAGCACAAAUCCAUAUAUCUGUAAUUUAAAAAGGAAGCAACAUAACACAUUUCUCCUCUUAUCUUCCUAUCCCACAUUUAAUUUUCUCUCUCUUUAUACUUGCUCCAACUAGUUAAUUACAGCACCAUCAUCUAGUUUCCGGAAUCCGGUUCUCUCUCAAGACGUACUUGUUGUAGCAUGUCGCGUACAUUCACAGCUUUGAGGGAGCAUAUUCUCACCAAAAGAAAAAGUCGUAAGGUUGCAGAUGAGACUAUGUUUGGCAAUGGGAUAGGCGCCAUAAUAUAUGCUGAUCACGAGGUAGAACAACAACGUAGGCAACCUUGGAAUGGUUUGUUGGUUAUUUACACCAUUGUUCGCAUCCCGUUUUCUAUCCUUUCCAGCUUCUCUAAACGCCAAGGGAACAUUGCUGAUAGGACAUGGGUUACUGGACAUACGAUGAGAACUUCAGAAAUCGAUCAUCUUAUGGUAAGUGACAGCAUGCGCUAUGCAAUCUGUAUGUAGUUUCCGUCUUCCUGCAUGUAGUAGUAAGCUUGCUAGACUUCUUUUCUAGACCAAGGUAAAGUAUUAUCAGCAUAUGUAUUAACAACCACCAGUAUGUAUAGAAAAUCCUGUAAAUUACAGCAGAUAGUCAUGAGAAAUAAGAAAAAAAAAUCUGAAGCUAGCCUCUGUUGGCUUUUUUGAUGCAGAAUUUGAUGCCUGCAAACUGCAGUAAUAUAGAUUUCAGAACUAACAAGAGAUCCUAUUAUGCAGUUUUCUCUAAUAAUAAAGUAGUAGUUCAUUAAUCCA